AUGGCCAUGAUUACUGCAGAUGAAACUCCAAGAGAGGAAAGGACCGACGAGCAGGAAAAAUACCAGCUGAUCAAGAAGUUGAAAACGCUCGUUGGAGAGCUGGACGAAGGUUUCGUUGUUGGAGUAUAUCCGCCCGAAGUGUUCCACGACGACCAUGACUUCAUGUUGACUCCCGCACAGCAAGCGAUACUGCACGGGAGAAAAGCGUCUUCAAACCUCACCGCGUACUGGGCCGAUGAUGGCGGGUUCCCUCUCAUCCCCUUUGCCUUCUAUGAUGCAUAUGUUAACCGAUACAAGGUUUGGAUGGCUAUCUUGGAAUGGAAUCAGGCAACUUGCAUCAACUUCAUGGAAGUGUCUACAGGGUACAGUGGCCCGCACCUGAAGAUACAGAGACAUUCUGAUGACUGCAGGUCCUUCAUUGGCAUGGUAUCCACAACUGGUCAAGAUUUUUAUAUAUCUAAGGAAUGCGAGGGUCAGCAUGGCGAGUUGCUGCACUUACUUGGUUACGCAGUCGGAUUUUGGCCAGAGGAGACUCGCUCAGAUCGUAAUUAUUAUGUCCGGAUUAAUGAUAACAACGUUCUGGAACCUGUGGUGGACAACUUCCCCAUUUAUUCUGAUAAUAACUACAGCGUCCCGUUCGACUACUGUUCUAUCAUGUUUCACCAUGAGCGGGCUUUCACGAAUAAUGGCGGAAUAACAAUAGCCACAUUAGACCCCUUAUACCAAGGGGUUCUUGGACAGCGCUCUCAGAUAUCUCACAUGGACAAAUUAUUGGCAAACACUAUGUACCAGUGUACGGACAAGUUGUUGAGCCAGUGUUCGCUGGGGAGUGAUCCUUGUUUGAAUGGUGGAUACCUGGACACAUCAUGUAACUGCGUAUGUCCGGGUGGUACAGGCGGAACCCACUGUGAUACUGUCAAUUCUCCCUACAACGAACAAUGCCUGUCACCAUUAUCAGAGCAUGUCUCUGCCGAAACUACCAUCUCCUCACCAAGUUCUUCAAUUUCACCUACUGAAGUAAAAUUUACCAAGGUCAUCGAGGCCCCGGAAUGCUAUCAAGUAACAGCAAGCUUUACGAGCUUUCAUAUCUACCAGAAGACGAACCAUUAUGUCACGGAUUCCACUCUAAUAAAUAUCUGCUGGUAUGACGGCCUUGAGAUACGAACGGACGACUUGUAUGACGGCACUUG
Messenger RNA from Penaeus indicus, 1190 nucleotides. RefSeq names its product protein SpAN-like. Lineage: Eukaryota; Metazoa; Arthropoda; Malacostraca; Decapoda; Penaeidae. Gene Ontology annotation, molecular function: metalloendopeptidase activity; zinc ion binding. The transcript is spliced from 8 exons. Gene Ontology annotation, biological process: proteolysis. The annotation marks the transcript as partial. The record is from RefSeq and is a predicted model, not a curated record.